Didymodactylos carnosus is the source of this 390-nucleotide messenger RNA. The record is from the annotation of a GenBank genome assembly. NCBI's taxonomy places the organism in Eukaryota, Metazoa, Rotifera, Eurotatoria, Philodinida, Philodinidae.
AUGGUACUUUUACAUGGAAAAUUAGUUGUUGCAGAUAGAUCUAGAGCCACAUGGCUAGGCAUGGAUAUGUACUGUAUUGUCUAUGACGUAACAAACAGAAAUUCAUUCAAAAGUUGUGGCAUGUGGAUAGAACGGCUUAAUCAAUCGCGUGGUGAUCAUAAUAUUUUUGGUGUACUAGUCGCCAAUAAGAUCGAUAAAGAUAGUUAUCGUGUAGUAUCAACUCAAGAAGGAAAACAACUGGCUGAUACUAGAAAAAUAGCUUUUUUUGAAUGCUCAGCGAAAGACAACAAGGGUAUUUCAGAAUUAUUUAAAUAUCUGGCAAGUGAUUUUUUAAAACGUUAUAAAGCACGUACCAAACAAUUGGAGAAGAUAGCACGUGACAAUAUUUGA